This is a messenger RNA of Westerdykella ornata, 649 nucleotides long. RefSeq names its product splicing factor 3B, subunit 5. The record is from RefSeq and is a predicted model, not a curated record. The transcript is spliced from 3 exons. Bases 45 to 299 code for a protein of 84 amino acids. Lineage: Eukaryota; Fungi; Ascomycota; Dothideomycetes; Pleosporales; Sporormiaceae. Gene Ontology annotation, cellular component: precatalytic spliceosome; U2 snRNP. Gene Ontology annotation, biological process: mRNA splicing, via spliceosome.
CUCAACCCCGCCACAACUACAAGACCAAUACUCACUACCUCAACAUGGCCGACAAACUCAGAGCUCAGCAACAACUCGAAGCCCUCCAAGCGCGCUUCGUCGGCGUCGGACACCCCGACACCACAAAGUUCGAAUGGACGUCGAAUAUUGCGCGCGACUCGAUUGCUUCUUACAUUGGUCAUCCCCCCAUGCUACAGUACAUGAGUAUCGGCUUGGGACAGCCGAAGGAGAAGACGAGGAUACAAUUGAUUGAGCGCAUGAUACAACCAGUAGGGAAGCCGCCUGCGAAAGAAGUUUGAGAGUCAUGUUAGGGGUCAUUAGCCCACGCCAACCACGACUCUCCCAGGACAUGUUACAGAGCCGCACAGCCAGACGAUUCGAUUCGAACAAUCCAGGAAUUUGAACCAUGGCAUUUGAUGCACUGGAGGGUAUCUAACGCAAGAGACUCAUGCACCUGCAGUCACGCUGUACUACGGCAUGCUAUCCUCAGCGAACCGACCCUACCAGAUCAAGUUCUCUAGGAGCACCCCUCGCGCCUGUAUUCAAGCGCUUGGAGAGGUUACAAUAUCUAUGUAGAUGAACUAGCAGCCUGAGCGGAGGCCGCAGGCCUUUCCGCAACCAAUAAGAGGCAAUACCCAUCGAGUUCUCC